CCUACCCAAUAUAAAAUUAAAAAGAGAAUUGUGAAUUGAAUUUGCAAACAUUAAUAGAAUAUUUUUAUUUAAUGUAAAAAGAACGUUCAGGCCUUAUUCAAAGGUUCAGGCCUGGUUCAGGCUAAGAGUAGGUUCAGGGUAGGUUCAGGCAGGGUUCAGGUAAAAAUACUAUCAUUUUCAUACGGAACAAAUGAACUACCCUACCCUCCUACUUUUUUAAGGUUAUGGUGUAAUGUGUUAUGGUACUGUAUGUUUUGUAAGGUUUUGUUAAAAAAUAUUUCUAUUUUCAAUUUAAUCAAAUUAUAAUACCUUUUAUAAUGUAUUAACAGAGUGAUAUAUUUUUGAAGAUAGUGCACUGAACAAGAUCUGUUGAAAAACCAUACAGUUCAACAGAUAUUUCACGGAGAUAUUUACACGAUAUCCAUAAGAUUAUGGCUGCUUUAAAAGGGAUUCUGUGUAAAAAUCAGCUUUUAAAAUCAAAAAUAACAAUCAGUCAUUAUAUUCAAAAUGGAAUGUCUCAAUUUCCAAAAUAUUACAUAGAGCCAGUUUACAAAAAAGAGGAACUCAAAGAAUUGGAAAAAAGUGGUGAUAUAGACAGAUUAGCACACUUACCAACUAAACCUGCUAGUAGUGAUUCCACCUGUUCAUUUAAACAAGACCCUGAUAUUAACCUAUUUGUAAAUUAUGUUAUGAAAUGUGGGAAGAAAUCUCUAGCACGUGAGUUAGUUGAAAAAUCAUUUGAAAACAUAAAGCGUAUUCAACUUGAAAAAUAUCAUAAGUGUGAAUCAGAAGAAGAAAAGAAUAAAUUAGAAUUAAAUCCCAGAGUUAUAUUUCAUAAUGCGGUUGAAAAUUGUAAACCUUUGGUGGAGUUAACUGGCGUUAGAAGGGGAGGUGUGAAGUAUCAGGUUCCAGUACCAGUAGCACAAAGGAGAUCACUAUUUUUAUCGAUGAAAUGGUUGAUAGCUGCUGCACUAGAGAAAGACGGUAAAGUUAGAUUUACCGAUCAACUUGCCCGAGAACUUGUAGAUGCUGCCCAUAGCAAAGGAAAAGUAGUUAAGAAAAAACAAGAAUUACAUAAACAAUGUGAAGCAAAUAGAGCUUACGCACAUUAUAGAUGGAACUAAAGACAAGAAAUAUUUAUUUUAUAAUAAGAAUAAAUAAUAAAACAUUUAAAAUGA
Messenger RNA from Sitophilus oryzae (rice weevil), 1178 nucleotides. RefSeq names its product 28S ribosomal protein S7, mitochondrial (gene mRpS7). The record is from RefSeq and is a predicted model, not a curated record. The transcript has 5 exons. Gene Ontology annotation, molecular function: mRNA binding; rRNA binding; structural constituent of ribosome. The coding region runs from base 432 to 1124 and encodes 230 amino acids. Gene Ontology annotation, cellular component: ribosome. NCBI's taxonomy places the organism in Eukaryota, Metazoa, Arthropoda, Insecta, Coleoptera, Curculionidae. Gene Ontology annotation, biological process: translation; ribosomal small subunit assembly.